GUUCCUUUGUGUUGAAGGAGAUAAGCAACCGUCCUUCAACACAAAGAUCCAUCAGAUCAAGCCAGCAGACAAGAGAUAGAUCAUUAGAUGGCGAAAAGCCAUGUAUUGUUGUUGUUCCUGUAUGCAGCCAUGGGGGGUCUUAUGAUUGGGGAGGUGGGUGGAAUGAAUCACAUUGUUGGAAAAAGCCUUGGCUGGACCAUCCCCCAGAAUGCUUCCUUCUACCAAGACUGGGCAGCACCCAGAACUUUCGCCGUUGGUGACAAGUUGGUCUUCUUGUAUAGUUCGGGCAUGCACAAUGUGAUAGAGGUAAGCAAGGCGGAUUAUGAUGCAUGCACUCAAAAGAAUACGAUCAGUGUACACUUCAGCGGGCCGACGGUUCUUAAGCUCGCUAAGCCUGGGGAUCACUACUUCAUCUGUGGCCUCAGGCAGCACUGUUUGCGUGGCCAGAAACUGAGCAUUAAGGUGGCACAGGGGCAAGUGCCUGUGGAGUCUGGUGCCGAUUCUGCUAAGUCUUUGUUCAGUUUCAGGCUGGUUUCUGUUUUAUUAAUCUUUGUGCUUUUCAUGCCUAUUUGAAUGGAGAGGUAGCUAGCUUCUCUAAGAAUUUCCUGAAAUGUUGGACGUGUGAUUCUAGAUAGAAUGAAGGUUUUCAAUGGUGGAAAGCAUGCAUGGGGCUUCUAGGGUUUGUUCAUUGAUCGAGCAGUGAAAGAGAAAACUGGAGUACCAUAGCCAACUCUGUAACAUAUUAGGUCUUGGAAAUGAUCUUUCUGAUGAAUAUUUUUGGAUUGGCUUUGCUUUUAUGACAUAUUAAUUGACAUGCAAUGUAAUUUUGUAUAAAA
Vitis riparia (riverbank grape) is the source of this 836-nucleotide messenger RNA. Its product is annotated as mavicyanin-like. The record is from RefSeq and is a predicted model, not a curated record. Gene Ontology annotation, cellular component: plasma membrane. The coding region runs from base 88 to 573 and encodes 161 amino acids. NCBI's taxonomy places the organism in Eukaryota, Viridiplantae, Streptophyta, Magnoliopsida, Vitales, Vitaceae. The transcript is spliced from 2 exons. Gene Ontology annotation, molecular function: electron transfer activity.